AUGCCUCCCGGGACGACGAACGCGAAAGGACCAAAGCCCCGGACAACCCCAGUCAGACGCCCCAAGCGUCGACAAGUCCUAUCGAAUUCUGAGAGAGAAUUACGAGCAUGGAAGGACUUCAUUCCUCAUGCAACCACCCGGCCGCUUGGAACCGGACUGUCAUGGUUCUUCCAGACGGCAAAACAACUGAUCAAGAUUGAUAUCGGCAUACUGCAAGAUGUCAUUCAAAGUCUGGCAAGUGAAGGAGGCCUGAGGUGUAUGCAGGAGCUGGUUCAACAGAACUUUGAGGCGAUGUCCUCUCAGUUGAAGAACACUGUCUUCAAUAUGCAAGUCUUGCCUUUCCUGGAGACAGUAUCUCAUCCUGAUGUGCUCUGGUCGCUGGUGCUGGAGCAGUCGGUCGGGACCAUUUACAACUUCCUGUUCGGCAUUGGCGGGGCCAGAGCGGCCCCUCUGCUGAACUACAUCUGCGAGAUCCUCGAGGCAAGCAAAAGGGAUGAAUCUGGCGCAUGGCGACUAGAAGUAUCUCUGCUCGUGUUUUCCCGCAUUGUGGAUCUCAACUCCACGGCACUCGUCCAGGAAAGCCUUCAUACCCAAGCGAAGUGA
Messenger RNA from Penicillium alfredii, 603 nucleotides. RefSeq lists its product as uncharacterized. NCBI's taxonomy places the organism in Eukaryota, Fungi, Ascomycota, Eurotiomycetes, Eurotiales, Aspergillaceae. The record is from RefSeq and is a predicted model, not a curated record. Bases 1 to 603 code for a protein of 200 amino acids. The transcript is spliced from 2 exons.